ACGAAGCGGGAUAGAGGAGAACCAGCUUGGCUUUUUCUGUGUAAUCAAUUCUUUCUGGUUUCGCGCCUUUUGGGGUUUUUUAAACUAUUCCUGUUUCUGUCAAAGGAAUCUCACAAUGGGUGUCACUUCUACGUUCUCUCUACUUGGUACUUUCAUUCUGCUCUUUUUCACAUAUCAGCCGGUGUCAGCUGUCGAAAUAGAUUUCACCUAUCAUAACUUCCCUCGCAUGACUUCCAUUCUACAACAGAUUGCUAGUCAGUAUCCUGAAUACACCAAGUUAUAUUCCAUAGGAAAAUCCGUACAAGGGCGAGAGUUAUGGGUCAUGCUGGUAACCAACGAUCCAAACAACGAGCCACUUCUGAAGCCCAACGUGAAAUAUGUGGCGAACAUGCACGGCAAUGAAGCUGUUGGCCGAGAACUCAUGCUGCAUCUUAUCGCAUAUCUGGUGAACAACUUUGGGAAAGAUCCUUACGUCACGUGGCUGAUGGAAAACACGAGGAUCCACAUUAUGCCUUCCAUGAAUCCGGAUGGGUUUGAAACUUCCCUAGAAGGAGAAUGUAGCGGUGUGCAAGGAAGAGGCAAUGCCAAUCAAUUCGACCUGAAUCGCAACUUCCCCGAUUAUUUUACUCAAAGUUCCGACAACAUUCAGAAGGAAACCAGAGCAGUGAUGGAUUGGUUGAGGAGGACACAAUUUGUUCUUUCAGGCAACCUGCACGGAGGGGCUCUCGUCGCCAGUUACCCCUUCGACAACAUUCCACCCAAUUCACCAAAAAGUUUUCGUAGUGUCGGACAGCCGUCUGUUACUCCGGACGAUGACGUGUUUCGGCACUUGGCUGAAUCCUAUUCUUUCAGCCACAAAAAUAUGUACCUCGGAGUCGCCUGCCGAGACGGAACUCCUCCGUUUGUCAACGGAACUACAAACGGAGCAGCUUGGUAUCCACUGAAAGGGGGAAUGCAAGACUACAACUACGUUUGGGCAGGAUGUAUGGAAGUAACCUUAGAGCUUUCCUGUUGCAAGUUUCCCAAGUAUCAUCGUCUUCCUCAAUUUUGGUCAGACAACAAGAAAGCUUUGCUGCAGUAUCUGGCGGAAGCACAUCAAGGAGUUUGGGGUCAAAUAUCCGAUCCAGAAAAAAACCCAUUAUUCAACGUAACUGUUCGAGUAAAAGGCAGAGAUUUUGGAUCUCGGACAACGGUCAAAGGAGAGUACUGGCGAAUUUUGAGACCCGGAGUCUACACCCUUCAGGCUCAUGCUGCUGGAUAUGAACCUGCAGAGGUCGUGAUUCAAGUUGCCAAAGGUGUCGCGAUACAAAACAUCACAUUGUAUCCACUGGAAUCCACCUUGUACGAACAGAGGAAUGACUAUACUCCCUUGCGCAACAUCUACCCCAGCAUUAGCCCCUCGGCAUACAAUACAGCAUCAUCAGUGAAGGGGGUGUGGCCAACUUUUACGAAUUUCCUGCGGCCCAAGGAAUCUGUGAUAUUUCCCCAGCGACGGAAUCAGCAGACGCAGCCAUACAUCAUCAACUACCGAUCAUCACCGAAACGCUUCUACGCUAACUACGACAUUUACAGUCCAUUCUGAAACGCCCAACGUGUCUGAAUUUUAAUUUUGAUCUCAUAGUAUGUGAUGUGAAGAUACAUGAGACGGAAGUCUGCUAUGAGUACUUAGUAUUAUUUCGUCGACCAACUUCAUCAAGAAAAAAAAAAACUACCGCCAAAUAAAAACUGUAAUCAUAAAAUAUCGCCAAAAAUGUACAUCCGAAGUUUUACAAAAAUGAGUAGAGCAAGCUUGGCUUUGCUACUCAAGUAUACAGUACUGGCCAAAUUAUUAGACUAAGACUGUUUUAAAAGCAAAUUCUUUAUUGAUUACAUAACUAUAAACACAAAACGAACAGUGAAAUCAUUGUCUAAUAUUUAGUAUGCAUUCCCUUGCUCUUGAUGAUCAUUUUAAGUUUUUUUGGCAAACUUUUCACAAGGUUUACAUCAUUUCUUAACUUUUUAAAAAAGGAAGUAAAAAAAUUGUUUAUACUCACUGUUAUAUAUACUCACAUACACAUACUCACUAAUUACCUAAAGAUAACUUUAAAUAUAACAGAACACACUAAUAAAAAGAACUGGUGAACUGUUUAAGCUGAUUGAGGUUAUGUUCCUGGUAGGUAGAUAAACAAAGAACAUAAAUAAAGCGACAGUGCUGCCACCUGCAAACAUUAAAAUUAUGCUAAAAUAACGUAAUAAUCAGUGUACAGUAUGUACUGUACUUUAACAGUAAAAUAAAUAGUAUUUUAGUACAAAUAGUGUACAAAAAAAAAAAAAACUCUUUAGUCAAAUAACUUGGCCAGCACUGUAGGCGAUCUAUCAUGCACUUAGUGAAGAUUUUUAUUUUGGGGAAAUUGGUCGACGGAAUAAUACUUGAGUACCCCACAAAGGUUUUUUUUAUGCGAUAAUUGUGUUCGAUAUUUUUAAGAACUGAUUUUCUUGAAUUUUCAAUCAUCUUGUAUUGAAAUUUUACAUUAAUAUAAAUUCUUAUUAUUUUCAAAAAAGGUCGUGGAGGGUAUUUUCAUAUCCUUUUAACUUUGGUUUUUGACUGAUUUUUGUUUGCAUCGACCUUUUUUUCUUUGUGAAACUUUUAUUACCUGAUUUUUAUCAUAGUAUUCAUAGCUUAUACCUUUUUACAAAAUAUUAUAUUUCAAGUUUAAAAAACGUUGUUAGCAAAAUCUCUAACAUUGCAUUAACUUUUAUUGUGGUACAAAAACAUUCAAACAUGUCAAAGAGUCCUUGUUUGUUUAUUGUUCAAAAAAGUAUUAAAAUAGUACUUAAAGGCAAUUAUACCUUCUCUUAAAAGAAAGCUAAUGAUGUUACUGAUAGCUAUUGGGAACGAUGUAAAACAGGUUUGCUCUAUAAUUUAUGAAUUAAGAAACUCUUCGAGCCAUUUUGCAACAUAAUUUUCAUCCCAAAAAACACGAUAUUGUAGUAAGAAAAGUUUUCUUAACUAAACUUUUGUCUCAAUCAAGGUUGAGUCAAGAAAAACAAAUUUUACAAAAUGUUAUAAGUGUUGAAUUUACCAUAUUUUUCACUUAAAACUACUCAUAUGUGAGACAUACUUUCAUUUUAUUCGGAAUUUUUUUUAAAUUUGUGGUUAAAUGAAAUUGUUUCAAACGAUAUGAACAUAGAUUUUCACACCCAAAGGAAGGAACAGGUAUUAUUUUAAAACAAACAUUUAAUUUUACUUUGAAACAAUGAACUACUAUGGAAACGACCUCGAUAAAAUAUCUGAUACACUAACUGUAAUCAUCAAUUAAAAAAAAUCACAUUAUGCGUUUUUUGGUGGUUUAGGAUCUUUUUUUUUUUUAAGUAGGUGGCAUUGAUGUGAAUUAAUAAAUAAAACACAUCUAGGAAAAAAAAAAGAAUAAAAUUCGAUGAAGAUCCAGUUAAAAUAUUGUGUAUGUAAUAAACUGACAGUGAACGACUUGUUUACGGAUAUGAUGAAAAAUAAUGCAGUGUGGUUCUGGUAACUUGAUAUUUGACCUUGAACGAGCUCGUUUAUGUUAGGGUUGAAAAUAGAGAAAUUCUUAGAAUGGCACAACGACAAUAUCACUGGGGAACAGUGAUUAGUCUUACUCAGAUCUGUAACUUGUUUUCAACUAACUUUCGCCCCCGAAUCCAAAUAUGAUCUCAGAUUAAACGUUUUUAAUAUGCAUAGGACACAAAGAGACCUACUCAACAAGGUGUAGGACAUUGAAAACUUAAGACAAAAGAAAAUAUUUUUUAGCAAUAACAUACAAUGCAUGCGCAAUGAAAGGGAAAAAAAAAAUCUUUUCUGUGUUUCUGAUGAACAUGGAUUAUUUUAUAUUUCUCACUAAAAAUUAAUCUUUUGCAGUAACAUAAAAAUUGACUUAAAAGUUAUCAGGAAUAAUUGCAAUAAUAUUUGGAAAAGGAAUACUUCAAAUUAUUAUUAUUAUUUUUACUUUUUAUUUCGCUUUUAAAAGUUCGUUAUCAGUCAGUAUGAGAACAGUAGACGCCCCUGCAGAAAGUGGUCACAUGUUUCUUUUUACAAAAUUUGGGGGGGGGGGGGGGAAACUUACAUGGAAGGAGAAAAUUAACUACCUUUUUGAUGUCAGUUUGCCUAUUAUUCAAAGCAGCUCAAAAAUACUCACGAUAUAUCAUCUAUUAAGCCUCAGCGAAUCAGGCUAUACACAACUGGUUAGAUUGACAAAAAUAUCAUUGCUAAAAACUUUUUUUAUAGUUCCGUUGUGGUUUUUUAGAAUAAUUAUGCAAUUCUGUUUUCAAAUAUAAACAUUUACGAUGCAUUAUGAUAGUGUUGAUGGAGACAUUUUUUAAUAAUUAGUUGAAUUCGACCGUUUUACCUUUUUGUCCGUCCGUUACCAAAAUCAAUAUUAAUAAUGUAAUAUUAUUUACAGUUUAGUUUUAAAUUUAUUUGCACUGUGAUAAGCAUUUAAACCUUGAAAAUUACAUAUUUCACUUUUUGCUUUGACUCACCAUGUAAGGACUCGGGAUUGAGCAGAAUGUUCCAAUUUUAUACGCGUUCAGGAAUUCAAUUUCCAAAACUAUCUUUCCAUUACCCAGUAUUAAAAUGAAAAAUUACAAACGCAUAGUUACAAAAAUUUAGUACCAUAUUUUUAUAUCGUGACUCAAUCGAGGAAAAUGAUGCAUACUUUAAUAUUUUGAUUAAACAACUUAGUCGAGUGUUGUUUAAAUUUAUGUCGGUUUCAGCUUAUAAACUGUGCUUCCGUUUCUGAUAAAAAUGACAUAGAAACAAAACAAACAUUCGUCGUUUCUCUAUAUAAACGUCUAAACAAUCAUGUAAACUUAAAAACUUACAAAUGUUUUCAUUUUGUGUUCUCUUUAAAAACAGACGAGUCGUUAUUUCUCAAUUAACUCGAUAUUCAAAGCAAAAUUAGUUUUAUUAAAAUCUGUACUAUUUCUCCUGUAGUGACGGAUUUCUGAAGAGACUAGCUAGGCUGUAGCGACAAGCUUCCAUAAGUGGCAUAUUCAAAAACGGAAAUUUUCCCACGGCCACUAAAAAUGGAGUAGCAAAUUUGCCAAACUUCAUUUUAAUUUUGAAAGAAAUAAAUCAGAGCUGGCAAUUUGUAAAUUCGCCUCUUUUCCCGGAAAUAAAAUUUAGCGAAACAACAGACAUAAAUACAAAAUGUUAUAGUUGUUUUUUUAUUAUUAUUAUUAUUAUUGUAUAUUAAAAAGUUUUUUAUUUCACCAUGCGUCAAAAAGCAUUUUCAUUUUUCAUUUUUAUUGUGAUUUAAAUGUAUGCACCGUUGUUCUUAGUCAGCAGCUUAGUUUAGUAUUUUUUAGAAUUGUUUGUAACAUUAUUUAUUGUUGCCAUUGAUGUGAAAUAAAUAAAAUUUUUA
Uloborus diversus is the source of this 5381-nucleotide messenger RNA. Its product is annotated as carboxypeptidase D-like. The coding region runs from base 116 to 1582 and encodes 488 amino acids. Gene Ontology annotation, biological process: proteolysis. The record is from RefSeq and is a predicted model, not a curated record. The transcript is spliced from 10 exons. Gene Ontology annotation, molecular function: zinc ion binding; metallocarboxypeptidase activity. NCBI's taxonomy places the organism in Eukaryota, Metazoa, Arthropoda, Arachnida, Araneae, Uloboridae. Gene Ontology annotation, cellular component: cell surface.